Cuscuta campestris is the source of this 1330-nucleotide messenger RNA. The record is from the annotation of a GenBank genome assembly. NCBI's taxonomy places the organism in Eukaryota, Viridiplantae, Streptophyta, Magnoliopsida, Solanales, Convolvulaceae.
AGUCUCUCGGGAGGCUGGAUUAGCCACAAGUUGUGGUGAACCAGGGUAAAAUUCUGUGUGCCCCUUACUCUUCUCUUUACUUAUCUUUUAAUUUAUAAUUCCUGCGAUUUCUUUGAUCCAACGCUAUUCACCCCCCCUCUAGCGUUGGUCUAUUAUUCUAACAAUCGGUAUCGGAGCCUAACUCGCGUCCAAUCUUAACCGUUUGAGAGUAAAGCGAUCAUGGGUUCUUCUUCUAGAAAUCUUUAUGCAGAAAUUGGAGAAGGUCAAUCAACCUCUAGGCCACCGCUUUUUGAUGGCACCAACUACACAUAUUGGAAAGAGCGGAUGAGAAUUUAUAUCCGCUCAACCAUCUUCCAGUUGUGGUUUGUCAUCAAAAACGGCGAAGAAACACCAAUGAAGAAGGUCGGUGAAAAACUCGUCCCAAAGACUGAGGACGAAUUUGAUGCCGAAGACAUCAAAAAGGUGGAGAACUACGCCAAGGCAAUCAACAUGUUGUACUGCGCGGUCAACCCUGAUGAUUAUCGCAAGAUCUCUUGCUGCACCACCGCCAAAGAAAUGUGGGACAAGAUGGAGGUCACAUAUGAAGGUACGGACAAAGUUCGGGAAGCCAAAAUUAACUUCCUAACGCAGGAGUACGAAAUGUUUAGGAUGAAGGAAGGCGAAAAGAUCGAUGACAUGUUCGAUCGGUUCUCAAAGAUCAUCAACGACCUUCAUGCUCUCAAAAAGACUUACGCCAACAAGGAUCUCGUGAGGAAAAUCUCGCGGAGUCUCACACCCGAAUGGAGAUCAAAGGCUGACGCAAUCUACGGAUCCAUCGGAGUCUCCAAAGUCACCAUCAACAGGCUAAGAGGUAACCUCAAAACUUAUGAAUCUACUAUUCUAACCCCGUCUUUGGAUGAACAAAAGAAGAAAGGAAUUGCGCUCAAAGCAACCAAGGAGACCGUAGAAGAAGUCUCAAGCGAUGAGGACAACGAGUUCGGACUCGUCAUCAAGAAAUUCCACAAAUUCAUGAAGAAGGAAUUUGAACGAAAAGGAAGAAAGCACGACGGUCCCCCGAAGUGCUGUGGCUGUGGCGAGAUAGGCCACAUCAAGCCGAGGUGUCCAAAAGGCAAAAGCGGCAAGGACAAACCUGGCUUCAAAAAACAACGUGCCUAUAUCUCAUGGGGUGGCGACUCCGGCGACGAGUCAACUGACCAAGAAGAGGAAGAAGCCGCCAACCUCUGUCUCAUGGCACACGAAGACCAUGCCGACGAAAUACAAGAGUCUUCCAAGGAUGCUAUUUAUAGUUGUAUUGGAUAAUCUAUCCGUUGAAUCAAAAUAGACUAUCCGU